AUGGGGAUUGCUGUUAGUCAGGCCUUGCAACAAGAUAAAUCACGCACUUCGAAAAAUGGGGAUAAGUCUCUGCUCAUUUUAAAUCAGAUUCAUGGUUGGUUAGAAGAGCAAAUUAAUUGGGUGGCUCUUCGCUUUCUUAUACUCGGGUUUGAGCUAGAGCUCUACUCUCCGAGUGAAUUUUGCAUGGUGUAUUGGUACAUGUAUAUUACACUUUGUAAGCUCGCUGAAAGAGCACGUGUCAGGGUAUUACUUGUAGUUAACACUGAGGAACGGAAGGCAAAGAAGAAUAAGAAUUAUCAUAGGGAUAUGGCUCGGGAAGAUCGGAUAAGUCUAUGGGUAUUGCUUCUCCAGUGUCAGACUUGCCUUGCACAAGGGCUCACGGUGAUGCUUUCGGCUUUAAGAAAUCAAGGGAUGUGUUUAAAGAGUGAAGGACCUUUUAAUACUGAAAGUGAGAAAUUCACUCAGCAUUUUGAACUCCUUCAGAAGGCAUCGCUUCCCGAAUAUGAUGCAUAUGAAUCAUUUACAAAGUCCACAUCUCAUACUCGUCUCGAUUGCCUUCCUGUGCAAGAGUACUUCCGGGACGCUCAAAAGAUCGCUAGGGACAUAAAGGUCGGGUUCGCCAAAGAUCCUGAUAAGUUGGCUGAAGUCAGGGGAUUAGAACAAGUCGCGGAACACAAUAUUGUUGCUGUGAACCUCAUCAGUCAAGACUGUUCGCUUAAGGUGUCGUUUGAGUUCACCCACCAUCCUUAUUUCGCCACUGCUGUUGUCCGUAGAUCUUGA
Eruca vesicaria subsp. sativa (arugula) is the source of this 780-nucleotide messenger RNA. The record is from the annotation of a GenBank genome assembly. Lineage: Eukaryota; Viridiplantae; Streptophyta; Magnoliopsida; Brassicales; Brassicaceae.